CCCCGAGAAGGCGGAGCGCUGUGAGAAGCUUCGGUUGAGACUGAGGAAAAUCGGCGGGAGCCGCUGCUAGAUCACCCGCCGGCGCCUGGGCCUUUUCCGGAGCGAGCGGCAGGGGAGGUACUAUAUUCAGUUAGAUUAUCAUUUCCAGAAGUAAACAAUGAUGGCUGAGAAUCUAGACAAGUUCCUUGAAGAUCACAAAGCCAGGUUGUUACAGGACAAGGCAAAACUUGAAAAUGAUCCCCCAUACAUGGAGAUGCAGAAUAAAAGUGCAGAGAAACUUUCAAAGGCUAGUGAAUUAUUAAUCUCCAUGGCUAAAGAAAACAUCCCACCGAAUAGUCAACAUAUUGCUUUGCAUGACUAUGGCUUAAGCUUGCCUCUGGGGGAGGAUUAUGAACAUAAAAAACACAAAUUAAAGGAAGAACUUCGACAGGACUACAGGCAAUACCUUUCACAAGGUAUGUCACAGGCAAAAAGAAAGAAAAGGUAUUUAACAUCAGGUGAAGUUGACCCAUAUACUCAGGGACUUUCUCUUCCUAUUUGCGACAGAAGAUCAGCUAAGGACAGGUUAAGACUUGAAAGAAACAAGGAAUACAAUCAGUAUCUCAGGGAAAAGGAAGAAUGGAAUGAAAGGUUAAGAAGAGUAGGGAAGAAACAAAUAGAGCAUGACACAGAUAUCCAUAAGCAAAAUUUUGCUGUUAGCAGAAUCCAAUCAGAAUUAUAUGCUCCAAAUGUGUCUUUUCAAAAAGAUGAAGAAUCCAGCAAAAAAGAUGCUUAUACAUCUACAGAUACCUAUGAUGGGUUAUCAAAUAUAAGAUUAUUGUUAGACCAACAACAUAAACAAGAUAUUGAACCUGGUUUUGGGGAUUCAUUACUGAAUAAAACACUUGAUGAAAAACUGAACAUUUCCAGUCGAAAGCAAGGAAAGCCGGAUGGCAAACCGGAUAACUAUUCCCAAAGACAUCACAAGUAUGAGGAUCAUGAUCCUGAAAUAAAUGAUGAAAUGGAUCCCAGGUUUCGAUAUGAAAGUGACUAUGACAAAAAACCAUUGCGGGUCUUUCAUGCCGAAAGAAGUCAAGGAUAUUCUCCUAUCGAGCACGUACAGACUGCUGUUGAUAGAGUUCCAUAUGCCACAGGACUAAUACUUGGAAGUCAAGACAGAGACUUUGUUCAGAAAAGAAAAGAACAAUACAGGCAAGAAUUAAUAGAGCAAAUGGCUGAGCAGCAAAGAAAUAAGAGACGUGAAAAGGAGCUUGAACUCUCUGUUGCUGCAUCUGGAGUUGUAGAUCCUGAGAAAAAGCCCAACAGACUAAAAGAGUUGGGAUUAAAGCCUGAGGAGAAAAUACCACCUGAAAGGCCAAGACCAGCUUUCUAUACUCCUUCUCCUGGAAUUACUUCUGUAUCUGCACCUCCUGUGUCACCAGUGAAUGAAGAUUUCCAUAGAGGCUUGUCCAGUGCUCUUGGAGAAGUGUUGGCUCCCAGAAUUGCCCCCCUUCGCCCAUCCCAUCCACCACCAAUUUUGACUGAUAGUUAUAGAACUCCAUAUGAUGAUGCCUACUACUUCUAUGGUACCAGAAAUCCUUUGGAUCCCAGCCUCGCAUAUUAUGGUGCAGGUGGGACACAGCCUUCAUCUGCACCACCCCCUUUUGAUACUACUCAAAAACCUCCUGUGCCCAUCAGUAACAUUGGCACAAGCAUUGCAAGUACCAGACCAAAAGGUUUGGGAAUAUUUCCUGAGGAAAAACCAAAACCCACAAGAGAGGCUACCUUAGCUUAUCAGCAAGAAUUACAACAGCAGAUAAGGGAAAGAGAAGAGCGCCGUAGGCAAGAAAAGGAAGAAAAAGAACGCUAUGAAGCCAAAUUAGAAGCUGAAAUGAGAAAUUACAACCCUUGGGGAAAAGGAGGGGGCGGAGCUCCUCUCAGAGACAAAAAAGGAAAUCUUAUAACGGACUUGAAUAUUAUGCACAAGCAAAAUGAAGAUGCAUACCAUAAUCCAGAGGCACGAGUAUAUGAAGAUAAAAGAGCUAUAGUAUCUGUUGACCUAAGUUUGGCCUCACCAAGACUUGAAAAUACAGAUGAAUCUACAAAUAAAACAGCAGGCUUUACAUAUACACAAACAUCCCCUUUUGCACGGGGUAAUGUUUUUGGAGAGCACCCAAGUCCAGAACAACUAAGGAGACAAGAGUCAUAUAAGAAUUUCCUUCGUUUUCAGAUAGAGGAAAAAAGAAAAAGAGAAGAUGAAGAACGUGAAAAACGAAGGAUUGAAGAAGAAAGGGAAGAAAGAAAGUUAGCUGAGCAGAGAGCUAGAAUACAGCGAGAGUAUGAAGAGGAACUGGAAAAGAGGCGAAAGAAAGAAGAUGAGCAAAGAUUAAAAAAUGAAGAAUUAUAUAAAAUAGCUGAAGAAAGAAGAAAAGAAGCUGAAAGGAGAAAGAUAGAAGAAGAAGAAGAAAAGAAUAAACAGGAUAUUGAAACUGAAAAAUAUCUGAUUGAUGAGAAGAUUUCUAGACACCCUUCUCCUCUUAUACCAACUCUUCAGAGUAAACCAUUAGUAAAAGAAGAAAGAACACUUCUGAUGAACAGUCGCUUGUCUUAUUAUACACAAGAUGUACCCAGAGCUCAGUCCCCGCCAGUGCCAGCUAGAAGAAAUCAAUUACGUACAUAUGAAGAAAAAAAGAAUGUAAUAAAUGAACUUUCGGAGAUGAGAAAGCAGCUCCGCAGUGAAGAGCGACGACUACAGGAACAGUUGUUAAAAGUAUAUAGUGAUGAUGAUGAUGAAAUGCCAGGGAAAGGGAAAAAAGAUAAACAGAAUUUGGAUGUAUUUGAAAUGGCCAGACUCCGCAUGCAAGCUCCAGUAAGGCGACCAUCUUCAAAGGAGAUUGCUGAUCCUAUUAAUCUACAGAAUAUCCGUGAAUUUAAUGAACUUAAAUAUAAAGAUUCAGAAACACGAGUAGAAACAAGACAUUUGUAUCCUGAUCCUCCCACCAAUAAUGAUACUCUGGACAUUCAGCAGCUAGCAUUGCUAAGAGAGCAAAAAAAGAAACUUAAAAAAAUGAGGAAAAAUGCAGAAGGUUCCCUAGAUUUUGAUGAGCCGGUAUCUAGCAUUAGAUCAAGAGACAAAAGAUUGGAGGCGAUAAUGAAGAAUCAUGAGGUGAAGAUUGAGUUGGGAGAGAUUAGAGAUGCAGACUCAGAUGGAUUUAUGAAAACCUCACUCCUGGAAUCUGAGAGUGCUUUUAUUGAUACGGAUGGUGAAACUUACCCAAUUUUAGAAGAGCACAACUACAAUAUGAAUAUAACUCCUUCACCCCCUGUAUCAGCAAGAGAAAGAAGGAGAGAGAAGAAGGAUGAUGCUUUUCAUAGGGUGACUCCACCACCACAGUUGGACAACAGCUCUCUCCACUCGAAUUCUAGUCUCAAUAUAGAUCUAUUAAAAGCCAGAAAUGAAGAAAGGCUGCAAAGAUUAAAUGAACUACAUAAGGAUGCCGUUCAUAUAGCUGAUGACAUAUCAUUGGGGAAUGGUGAUGACAUCCUGAAGGAAUUACUUCCUAGAGAUGGCAGAAGACCCAGUUCGAUUGAUUCUGUGGCAACGGAGCCAUGGCUUAGACCUGGGACAUCAGAAACACUUAAAAGACUCAUGGCUGAGCAGUCAAGUCAAGCUAAACCAACUUCUGAGAAGAGCAUAACAUUCAAUUGGCAGGGGCUGUCAACUGCCCACGGCUAAAUAAAUUUGUGUUAAAGCUGUUUGUGCCUUUCAAAAGUUUCACUAUUGCACUUUUAUAUUCAUAGUUGAUUGUGUAAACAAUGCCUACUUUGUUCAAUUAUUGAUAAUUACUGAUGACCACUAAAUUUGGAAAUAUAUUAUCACAGUAAAUUUUCAUAACAGCUUCAGAGUACAGCUAAAUGUACAAUUUAGCGUACAUUUAAUGGUACUGAGGCAAAAUUUAUUUUUGGAUUAUUCUUCUUCUCUGAAAAAUUACCUCAGACUUCUGCAAGAUUGAGAAAUAUGACCUGAAUGUAAUCAAAUAAAAUACUGUGGCUUAUUGUUCUUAGACAUGUAAUAGACGUUUAGGGACUACCCAGGAUUUAAAUUCAUUGCUGCUUUACUUCUAGCCCACAAAUCUUAUCCAAUCAUUUGUUCUAAAAUGCUGAAGUGUUGUUUUAUAUGUAUAUAUGUGUGUUCAAAUGUAAAUUGUGAAUUCUACAAAUGUAUUUAUGUUCAUGACUUAAGAUGACAAAAAUUUAUAUUUUUAUCAAGAUUCUAAUGAAGUAUUUGUGAAAUGAAUAAAUUGUCUUUAAUAAUUAAAGCUCUGGAGUUUCCUU
Molecule: messenger RNA, 4314 nt
Organism: Pantherophis guttatus
Lineage: Eukaryota; Metazoa; Chordata; Lepidosauria; Squamata; Colubridae
Gene: CSPP1
Product: centrosome and spindle pole associated protein 1
Biological process (GO): positive regulation of cytokinesis
Cellular component (GO): microtubule; spindle pole; centrosome
Source: RefSeq, a predicted model, not a curated record